Messenger RNA from Carlito syrichta (Philippine tarsier), 336 nucleotides. RefSeq names its product protamine 3 (gene PRM3). NCBI's taxonomy places the organism in Eukaryota, Metazoa, Chordata, Mammalia, Primates, Tarsiidae. Gene Ontology annotation, cellular component: cytoplasm. The transcript has a single exon. Gene Ontology annotation, biological process: flagellated sperm motility. The record is from RefSeq and is a predicted model, not a curated record. Bases 1 to 336 code for a protein of 111 amino acids.
AUGGGAUCCCACUGUGCCAAGCUCAGCACCGGCCACAGCACAGGCCACGGCCAGGGCCACGAAUCCUCCAUGAAGAAGCUUAUGGGCUGCGUGAGCCGAGAUGACUUCUCCUUGUCGUCGGAGGAGGAAGAGGAGGAAGAGGAGGAAGGGCAGGAGGAGGAGGAGCUUCCGGUGCAGGGCAAGCUGCUUCUGAUGGAGCCCGAGUGGAAGGAGGAGAGCACAGUGGACAACCCCAUGACCCAGCAGGGUCCCAAGCCCACGCAGACGUGCUCCGGACAGCCUGGGGAGUGGUGCCCGCUGACGUGCCAGCAAGAACUUUUGGAAAAGAGCCAAUAA